AUACGUGCUUUGGCGGUCGUGUGAGCGCGCGCGUUUACCUGUUGUGCUGCCUGUUGCGGUGUUCUCUCGGCUGGGCGCCUAUCUCUCUCCCGUCCCAUCUCGUCUCGGCUCGCGCGCGUGACUUUCGCGUUUCGCGCGUGCAGUGCAGUGGUGUUGGUCCGGCGGUGGAUCCGGCGCAGAUUCGUGCUUGUUAUUUCCCCCCGUUGUCCCCGUCGAGAGUGAGAUCGACGUGACUCGCGAUGUCCUCCUUCAAGGACGAUAAGGUGCCGUGCGCCCGGCUCUGCCACAUCGUCAAGUGGGACGAUUUCAACGGUUACGGCUUCAAUCUGCACGCGCAGAAGGGCAAGAACGGCCAGUUCAUCGGCAAGGUGGACGAGGGCUCGCCGAGCCAGGCGGCCGGUCUGCGUCAGGGCGAUCGAAUAAUCGAGGUUAACGAGAUCGACAUCGCGAACGAGACCCACAAUCAGGUGGUCGAGCGCAUCAAGGCGUUCGCCAACGAGACCAAGCUGCUGGUGGUCGACCAGGAGGCCGACGAUUACUUCAGGGAUAACAACAUCGUUAUCAAGGGCACCAUGUCGAACAUCAAGGUGAUCAAGACGCCGGAGAGGAAUCCCAACAGCGUGGAGGACCGUUCCGACGGCAGCUCUGUAGACGAGAACACGCAAAAGUCUAUCGGCUCCAACGACACGGCGCACAGCGGCAGUACGACCGUUGCGCAAAUGAUGACCGGCGGCAAAGAGUCCAACAUGCGGGAAAACGGCAACGGUGACGUGAACCACGUGCACGGCACGGGUAACGGCAGCCUGGGCGUCGGGGAUGGUGCCUCGAACAACAGUGAGCCCAAAUCUCAGGGUCUGAAUCUGACGAUGAGUGCGAAGGAGCUCAGAGAGAUGCUGGCGCAGCGCAAAAAAUACGACCCGAAGAAAGAGACGAUCGGCUUCAAGGACAAAUUCGAUAUCGUGCAGAAACUGUAGACGCAUCCUCGUGCCUCUCCUACAACAUGUCGGUAACCCUUUCAUUCCUUUAUUCCUUUUUUUUUCUUCCUGCUAUCCCGUCGUCACCGCCGCCGUCGUCGAGCGGUGACGAUGGUUUCUUUCCUACGAUGCGAUGCAUUUUUGUUGUAAACGAUCAAAUUGUUGUCGUUGUAAUAAAUACACGAUUGAAACUAUCGUGGACGUUAAGCAUUGACAUCGAUAUCGUAUAAACACACAUUACAUUUAUCCGCAGCGGGAGGAUACUGCGGAGAGUAUUAGGAUAACGAAAGGAGAUACUGCUGUUUGUAUAAGUACAUUGUUAAUUUUUAGUUUACACAGAAGGCGAACUUACAUGUGCAAUUUUUGUCGCUUCCGCGCCGGAAGUUACGACAGACUUCGAGUCACCGGUCUUUAUCAACAUUUAAUGUAGAACUAUGAAAUACGAAGAGAGUUUUUCAUUUUUAAAGAAAAUGUGCAUUUACCACUUUUAUUUCAGGUUAAUAAUCUUUUAAAUUGUUAACAUAGUAACACAAAAAUAUCUUCCGUUUUCUUCUUGAAGUAGAAUAAUUCAGUCCCAAGGAUGUUCCUGUUAUAAUUAAUUACAGCGCUUCCCGAUCAGUGAAUAAUUAAAUCUCAUACCUUCAACUCGAUUAUCCACGGUGUCGUCAUAUUAAUUUCUAAGCAUCUCGUCUUGUCCGUUAAAUUCGGGAGAACCGUUCGCCGCUUCUUCCCACGACUUUCUCCGGCGAGAAUUGAUCGCCGUCUCCUGAUGUAGUAAUCGUCUCGAACGUUACGUCGAUCAUGCGAAUUCUUCGCUGGCUGAAGACGCUAGCUGGUUUCUAAUUUCCAAUCGCGCAAAUGACAAGUAAUUUCUGAUAAAUAUUUCCUUGAUGUAUAUUGACAAAUUGGAAAUUUACCUCGAUGUUAUCUUAUGACAUUUUAUUGACCAACGGACCAAAUGUCCAAUUAAUUACGGAGCGUAUUCAAUAAAUCAUAGGGAGUCAACUUGGUGUUUGAAAAAAGAAACAAAAAAACGUGGAGUUAUAACAAACAUACAAUUAUUCGAAAAGCAUUCCAGACAUUAUAACACCUGUCUUUCAUUUCGCGAAUGCUAAUCAAGUUCGACUUACCGUUCGAUUUAUUGCAGCCGCUCUCGGUUAAGGCUGUGUAAUGGGGAUUAACACGGUUGCCAGAACGACAGCGUUUGAUGUCGACACACGGGGGGAAUUCGACGCGCGCGGAAUCUUUCGAUAAUCGUGCGCGAAGCGUAAAUAAUGUCCGCGCGUGAGUCGGCCAUUGCAAAACGCGCGGAUGUCAAUCUCGACGUUGCAUUUGGGGAUUCCUAGUUUCGGUUCGGUAGUCUCGACAUGGCGGCUGUAAGGACUCGCGUGCAAGGACGGACGUUCCUCGCGUGCGCGCAACUGCAACGGGUCUAUGAAGUCAGUCAGUCGCCCGUCGUGCGGUCCAAGGACGAGCGUGAUCUGAGGGAGAAAGUAUAGCCAGACGUCGGACGAGUCUCGGUUAAUCUCCGUUAUCGAAUUCAGGACGCGAGCCGUUUUUUUUUACCUCGCGUUGUUGCAACAUCGGGCGGAUCGACUCACAGGAAUUGAACAUCCGUGAAUUUUACAAGUUACGAUGCAUCGUAUCUCGUGUUUUCGUUCAUACUCGAUCCGGUACUUAACCCAGUUAAUUGAAGCAUUAAGAUUAAUGCGGGCAUAACAAUGGCACUUGCAUUAACUUUCUCAUUACAAUAAAUAAUUGAAUUGGUUAAACAAUUCAAUGUGAUAGUUGUUAUCUAAAUAAUAUUGAUAAUUCGACGUAUAGUACAGUUAACUAGUAUCAGUUAGUUGCAAAGGGCCCUAAAUUUUCUCUUUAAUCUUUCUUCUGAAACACAUAUCUCACACUUGAUUAUUUUUAAUGCUCCAAUAAGAUAAUAUUGAACAAUGUGAUUUUUAUUCGUGACAUGAUUUUGAUUUCAAAAAGGGUAAUAAGAGAUAAUAGUCCAAUCUUCUAAUCGCGUAUUUUUCGAUAAGAAACGGUAUCAUACUUGAUAAAUGUAUGGCGUUAGUGACUAAUCGAACUAGGUCAACUUUACUAUAGUUACGAUUUAAUUGCCAGCUUAACGACUUAGUUAUCUCGUGUGAUAGGAUGUGAAUAUUGUCUUGUGAUUAGUGCAAUGAUGUCGCAUGUCUUAUCGAUAUAUUUAUUAAUCGUCAGGACGUUUUGCUAGAUUUUUAAUGAUUUUAUUAUUGGAAUUUUUGAAAAAAAAAAUUGAGACUUUGAACACAAUAUAAAAAAGGGGGAUAAAGCAAAAAUUAAAUAGAUUAACUUUUUAGUACAGCAUAUGAUUUGUUUCCAGCCACGUGAGUCUCAUGUUUCUAAGUAUCAUUCCUUGUUUCCGCAUUUUGUUUUCUUUAUUUACAAGUUUUUGGUUAACGCGACUGCCGUUUAUUGUCACGUGUACUUAUCGUGGAAGAAUCCGUGUCACCAGUUAAAUGCAUUUUUUACCUACGCCACGCGCAAUACGAUAGGAUAAAAAAUUCUAGCAAAGAAAAAAAAAUUGGGAAAACUUAAGGGCAAUAAAUAUAAGAAAAAUAGAGUAAUUCGAUAGUGAUCUUCAUGUUUACAUGAUAUAUUACCAAGUGCCUAUUAAACUUAAUGUAAAAUUAGUAUCACAAAAAAAAUUUGCUGCGUCCAUAACGGAAACAUAUUUAGAAAUAAACACGUUUCUCGAAAUAUCGCUUCGCUCGAUUUGUGUGUACGCGCAAAAUGCCCAUUCUGAACGGAACGAAAUCAAUUAAACACAUGUGAUUUUCUCUCGGGGCGAAUAUUAUCACAGCUACGAUAACAGUCGCUCAACAAAUAGGUGCGGGGCGUUCUGAAUUUACAAUUCGCGUCCGUGACUCGCGUUCGAUAAACCGACUCGUUGGUUGCAAAGGCGUUGCAUAAUCGGUGGAGUAAAGAAUGUCGCGUUACAAUGGCAACGAGACAGAGAGAAGUCGCCUUUCGGGAUUCGCCACCUUCGCCUUACACCUCGGCACUUCUCGCGGCGAGGCUUGCGGAAAAGUUGGGUACAUAACUCGGGGAAUCUCGUCGCUAAAUAUUACGACGACACGUUGCGCAACCUUCAAUUAUCGCCGUCGUUGUCGUCGUCGUUAUGCAUUCACCUGUUGAGAGCGCGCAGGCAUUGCGUUUCACGUUUCGAGAUGUACAUACAAAAUUGCACAUAGAUUGUGCCUUCUUUGCAUAAAUAUACAUACAGUCGAAGGAAGCUUAGCUAAAUCUGUCGGAUUAAUUCUAACGUCUAAGUUUUUAAAUUUGAUUUGAUUGAAAUGCACAAGCUCGUUACAGAGAAGUGUUAGAAGUCACCUAAUUACGAUAGAUUUUUAUUUUUGUUGUGUGUUUAAGGUUUCAUUAUUUUUCUCUUCCACAAUUUUGCACAUUAUAACCUUCAGAAAUGUUUAUAACGUCAAAAUACACUGAGCAAAAAAUGUUGUUAAUUUGACUAAAUUUUUUAACUAAUUAAAUUUUUUCAGUUAAAGUAUUUUAUUCAUUUAAUUUAAUACAUAAAAUUUAACUUAAAUACUUUAAUUGAAGUAUUUAUAUAUUUGACUGAAAUACAAUAAAAUAAAUUGAAAAAAUUUAAUCAAGUUGAAAAAUUUCGUCAAAUUAACACCUUUUUUCUCAGUGUAUUGUAAUGUAUUAAUUGUUCUCAAUUUGUCAUUGCUUAUUUCCAAGUUAUUAAUCACAUUUAAAAUUUUGCCCAUGUUUCUUUGCAAAUUUGUUGCAUCAUUCAUAUUGUACAUUAUCAAAUGUUUUCUGUUAAAAUUGAUACUUCGCUUGCCAAUAGCUAUCAUUAAAUCGUGAAUUUAUUCUCCGGAUGAACGAUUCGGUUAGAGAACGGGUUUUUCAACAGAUCAUUUAUUAUGAAAAUGACAUAAAUUUUAAUAAUUUGUUUUGCAAUUUUAGCAUACACAGCUCUAGCAGCAUUAGGAUUAAUUAAUUUAUUUUUUAUUUAGGAAGCCUCAAGUAUUUUUUCGAGAUUUUUUGUUUUUUUUGCGUUUUCCUUCAUAUGCUAAAGGCGAGCAACUUCGACUAAUAACGUUAAAACCACGUGUACGCAUGUACCUGUUAUAUUCUGUGCUAAUUACAUCUGGUGUGCGUAGACCGUUAUGUCAUUCAGCGACUUGCUCGAGUGAAAGUAUAAUAACGAGACACCCGACUGUGCGGAGAGUUUGGUGAACGAAAUACCGCAAUUUGUACGCAUACCGCAAUAUAUUCUUGCAGUAAAAAAGCGUUGCGAUAAUGUAAAGUAAGUGGUAAAUAUUUUGUCAUCAGAAAGAAUUUAGUCUUGCGAGAUCUUAUGAUUGACUUUAACAAUUGCAAUUGAAGAUGGGUGCAACUCCCGAGUGACUCGAUGUUAGGUUUUAAAGAAAGAAGUGAUUAAAGUCGAUUUUGAGUUUUAUGGCAGUAUGUUUUGCUUUGAACAAUUUAAACAACGUAAAAAUUAAACAAAAAGGAGACUGGAUGGCUCGUAAAGGAGAUCGAUUGUUUAUAAAAGUACUGGAGAUUUUUGUUGCUUUGCGCAUACAACUAAAUUUACAAGUUAAAUUUAAGAAUGAAAUAUAUUGAUUAGGUAUGCGAUUAGUAACGUGCGAGUGGCUUGAAGAGGAUACUUUUCGAUAAUCAAUUUCUUUGUACGAGCAUACGAUAUUUCUAUUUUGUUUCAGAUGGACGUAGAGAAAACCAGUUUAAUGUUUUAACUAUACCGAUGCGAAUGUUCUGAAGCGAGAAAUGCGACAGGGAAAAAGAAUUUACAUUUCAAACGAAUUUUAUUCUAAUGGUAUUUUACAAGGCUCUAUGUGUACUUAAAAUUUUUAAGUGUCAUAUAAUUUAUUUGAUAAUUUAAAUAAUAUUGCGUUUAUUUCGCGAGCGGCAUAGAGCCAGUAUUAAUGAAAAUUAAAUUUAAAAAGAAGAACCACUUUAAAAGCUAGUUGAAAAAUUAUUCCAGAUGAGUUAUGGUCCAAUAAAUUAUUUUCAGCAGAAUUUCUGAAACUGUUAAUUAAGCUGUUCACAAAAUAGACGAUUCGUGUUUAAAAUUACGCUUAGGAUCAGCAGGAAAAUGAAUAGUCGCUAAUAUGACAUUUAGGAGCCAAGGUUUCGAAUAAUAUUGUGAAUUUUCAUUCGUCGGUUUAAAGUGCGAUAAACGCGAUCUAUGGAUCCUCUUCCUUUCUUUUCUUUAACAUUCUUGUUUUUAAGAUCUCUUCUUGUUUCGUAGGAUCUUGAGAAACUAAUUAUACCGGCUCCUGUACAUAUUAGAUUCUCAUACAUCAGGGCAGGUGCAACGAUCAGAUGCAGGGAGAGUGGCUAACGAGAGUUGUCUGCGCAAACAAAUCUUUCGUGCAAUAAGAUUCACUUGCUGUAAUUAUCGGCAUGAAACAUACGUGCUCUUUCAUGAUAGAAGUGUACAAGUUGCUUCUUGAUGGUGCAACCUUUAAAAGUGAAUAUUCAUUAAAAAAUGUUUAUGGAUAAACUCUAUCAUAUUAACGAGUUCGUUGGAUUUAGAUACGCAGUUAAAUUUUAAAAAUAUUCAUAUUAUUGACUUCAUAUCAAUAUGAAUUUGUGUCGAAUAUCUUAUCUUAUCCAUAUCGGAUAUUCAAUGCAUAAUAUAAUAUUAUUUUUACCAGAUGUGCUCGACAGAAACAAGGGUUUUCCAACUUUGCAAUCAUUUUUCGACAACAAUUUUAAUCGACACGUAGAUCCUGUAUGUAAUCGUUGCACAGAAUCUUGCAAUGUAUAUAACUAUGCUCACGUAUACAUACGCACAUGUUAAAUAAGAGCUAAGUUACACAUGUUACGAUCUUCGCACAUUAUGUCCAAUGUUAUUAUAUAAGCAUUUAAUUAUAAGCAUUAUGUUUGACAAUAAGGUUAGUUAUAAAAUUAUAUGUAUUUAUGUACAUGUGAAUGGGUA
Molecule: messenger RNA, 6945 nt
Organism: Monomorium pharaonis (pharaoh ant)
Lineage: Eukaryota; Metazoa; Arthropoda; Insecta; Hymenoptera; Formicidae
Product: Na(+)/H(+) exchange regulatory cofactor NHE-RF1
Exons: 2
Coding region: 240-974 (244 amino acids)
Biological process (GO): protein localization to plasma membrane
Cellular component (GO): apical plasma membrane
Molecular function (GO): protein-membrane adaptor activity; protein binding
Source: RefSeq, a predicted model, not a curated record